Messenger RNA from Styela clava, 968 nucleotides. NCBI's taxonomy places the organism in Eukaryota, Metazoa, Chordata, Ascidiacea, Stolidobranchia, Styelidae. The record is from RefSeq and is a predicted model, not a curated record.
UAUGCUAUUGUACCUGUAUUGUCUGUCCCUGGUACCGGUAUAACUGAACCUAAAUCAAUAUACUAUUACAACUUGACCGAGUGUCUAAUUUGUCAUAUGUAAAUGGUAAAUUCCACUGGUUUUCAAUACUUAACAUCCCUUUGCUGAUUAUUUUUAAUUAGAAGCUUCGUAAUUUGAGGAUUUUGGUUCACCAAUUUAGACAUGAUUCUGAAGAAAGAACUUACGUACGUGGGUGCCAGGAUCCGGGGUGCUUUUCUCAUGACGUCACAUACGAUCAAACUUGGGAACAAAUUCGAUCUGUCAUGUGGACAUCAAGGUCCUGUCAACAAUAUCUGUCGUACGAAUGUCUUGGAUCAAUGCUGUUUUCAUACAAUGAUUAUGCGUGGUGGGUAUCAAGAGAUGGCGAAGAACAACAUUACUGGGCUGGGGCUGAUCCGGGGAGUAAUAUGUGUGCAUGUGGAAAAAAUGGAACAUGUGAUGGAAAAUCUACAACUUGUAAUUGCGAUAACAAUGAUCUGGUCUGGAGACAAGAUGACGGGUAUCUAACUUCCAAAGAUACUUUACCGGUUUCGCAGCUGUUUUUCGGAGAUGUCCUAGGAGUUGAAGAAAGGGGAUAUUUCACGCUUGGAAAACUGGAGUGUAAAGGAGAAGUUAGUACGAAAGAUUGUUCUGGCUUGAAAGCGGACGGAAAUCCAUCUGGAGAUUACACGAUUGCACCAGGAGCUGAUGUUCAACCGUUUCUGGUCUAUUGUGAUAUGGAUUCCUACCCUGGCACAGGUAUUACUGUAGUACACCACGACGCGGAAGAUCAAAGUUCUCAACUAAGUUAUUAUUCUGAGAACGAUAUCGCAGUGAAUUACACCGCAACAAUGGAUCAAAUUAGUGCUCUAAUAAACGGAUCCGAGCAUUGCGAACAAUACAUCGAGGUUAAUUUUAUUUUUAGAUCACACCAUCUGUUUAAAAUAUGA